Molecule: messenger RNA, 943 nt
Organism: Hippopotamus amphibius kiboko
Lineage: Eukaryota; Metazoa; Chordata; Mammalia; Artiodactyla; Hippopotamidae
Product: heterogeneous nuclear ribonucleoprotein A1-like 3
Exons: 1
Coding region: 1-843 (280 amino acids)
Molecular function (GO): RNA binding
Source: RefSeq, a predicted model, not a curated record
AUGAGGGAUCCACACACUCAGCGCUCCAGAGGCUUCGGGUGUGUCACCUGUGCCACCGUGGAGGAGGCGGACGCGGCCAUGAGUGCACGGCCACACGAGGGGGAUGGAAGAGUUGUGGAACCAAAGAGGGCCGUUUCAAGAGAAGAUUCUCAAAGACCUGGUGCCCACGUACCUGUGAAAAAGAUUUUUGUUGGUGGCAUUAAAGAAGACACUGAGGAACGUCACCUAGCAGACUAUUUUGAACAGUAUGGGAAAAUCGAAGUGAUGGAAAUCAUGCCUGACCGAGGCUGUGGCAAAAAGAGAGGCUUUGCUAUUCUAAACUUUGAUGGUCAAAGGUUAGACUCUGUAGACUCUGUAGACAAGACUGUCAUUCAGAAACACCACACUGUGACUGGCCACAACUGUGCAGGAUGGAAAGCCCUGUCUAAGCAAGAGCUGGCUAGUGCUUCCUCCAGACAAAGAGGUCGAAUUGGUUCUGGAAACUUUGGUGGUGGUCGUGGAGGUGGUUUUGGUGGGAAUGACAACUUUGGUCAUGGAGGAAACGUCAGUGGUCGAGGUGGCUUUGGUGGCAGCCACAGUGGUGCUGGAUAUGGUGGCCAUGGGGAUGGCUAUCAUGGGUUUGGUAAUGAUGGAAGCAAUUCUGGAGGUGGUGGAAGCUACAAUGAUUUUGGCAAUUACAACAAUCAAUCUUCAAAUUUUGGACCCAUGAGAGGAGGAAACUUUGGAGGCAGAAGUUCUGGCCCCUAUGGUGGUGGAGGCCAAUACUUUGCCAAACCACGAAACCAAGGUGGCUAUGGUGGUUCCAGCAGCAGCAGUAGCUAUGGCAGUGGCAGAAGGUUUUAAUUACUGCCAGGAAACAAAGCUUAGCAGGAGAGGAGAGCCAGAGAAGUGACAGGGAAGCUACAGGUUACAACAGAUUUGUGAACUCAGCCAAGCACAGUGG